Molecule: messenger RNA, 636 nt
Organism: Eimeria necatrix
Lineage: Eukaryota; Apicomplexa; Conoidasida; Eucoccidiorida; Eimeriidae
Exons: 2
Coding region: 1-636 (211 amino acids)
Biological process (GO): negative regulation of transcription by RNA polymerase II; chromatin organization
Cellular component (GO): pericentric heterochromatin
Molecular function (GO): chromatin binding
Source: RefSeq, a predicted model, not a curated record
AUGCCGAGCGGGACGCCAGCCCAUCAUCGCCACGCGACUUUGAAGCCCACCGUGGCAGAGCGGCCGCAUGGGCAUAAGGAGGCGCCCCCGCAGGUGAUACCUAUGACCAAUGUUAUGCCAGGAGACAGUCCCUUCGUCACGUGGGACAAAUUCCAGUCCGCUAAGAGUGUGAUAAGUACUGUUAUAGGGGAAAACGUGGAAUCCGGCGCAACGACUCCCAUACUACCAGACGACGGCAGCACUAUGAAGGCCUUUCUUCUGCGCAUCGAGCGCCGGUGCACCCAGAUGGGAUUGGAACCGCGCGAGUGGGGAAAUGCACAUAUAGACAACCUUCUAGUUCCCCACCGCCCCCGCCCUCCCGCUUUGGUUCCCCCGGCAGCCGACGCCGCCUGGCCUCCUAUCCACGAUGCAGCAGGCAAUCCCACAGAGGAAUACGAAAUCGACUGUAUUAUGGACCAACGCGGCUCGGGAGAUGCAGCCCAGUACCUCGUGAAGUGGCGCGGGGCCCCCGAAGAUCAAUCCACAUGGGAGCCAGCUCACCACCUUACAGGCUGCCCGGCUUUGCUUCGCGCUUGGCGCCGCCGCCAACGAAGACGUCUUCAGGCUCGAAACAACAUUGGUUCUUCCGAGGCGUAG